This is a messenger RNA of Linum tenue, 1563 nucleotides long. The record is from the annotation of a GenBank genome assembly. Lineage: Eukaryota; Viridiplantae; Streptophyta; Magnoliopsida; Malpighiales; Linaceae.
CAAACAAUCGAGAGCAGGUCCCAGCUCCGGAGUUCCGCCCGACUCUCCAACCGAAAUAACAGCGAUCGGCGACGGGAGACCCUGUUUUUCCUCUUGAAAGAAAGUCCAUAUUCAAAACCCCAAUAUAAGAUUCCCAGUAUUUCAUCCAAAAGCGGCCAUGAAAGCUGGCUUGAAAAUGUUCUCCCUAUCCGGAUCAUCCACCUUUAAUGUCACCUCCUUGUCUUCUUCUGCUGCUACCUCGACUUUCCCUUCUAUUCAAUCGCUAAGUUCUUCUUUUUCCCCAAUAUCUCCGCUGACUGCCGAUUCCUUGAGAAUUCGACCUGCAUCGUCUAUUGGGUUCCCGAUUUUCAGCGGAGGAAGGCGAAGCCUCUGCAGCGCUUCUGCUUCCAUGUCGGGAAAUGGGUCGCCUUCUUCAUCUUCCCAGGAGGGAUCAGACUCGUUUUUCAGGAGUGUUCUGGAAAACGUGGAAUCGGUUUACUUGAGCAGGAACCCCACAGCCAAAUCCAUCUUGGAGCUUGUUCAGUCGGCUGAUGGCGGUGAACGAAUCUGUUAUGAUCACCUUGCUUUCAGAACAUUUGGGGUGGAUGGUCAUGGGAUUGAUUCCAUGGCUAGUUUCUUCCUAGAUUAUGGAUACAAGCAAAUGGAAGAACUCAGAUUCCCUGCCAAGAAACUCAAAGCACUGUGGUUUUCACCACCUCCCAGUGUUUCAGCUGCUAAUGGUGGCAGCCGUAUCCACGGGCCGUUGCCAAGGGUCUUCAUAUCGGAGUUACUUGUUGAUCAAAUGAGUCCACAAGCUCAGGAAAUAAUUAGAAAGUAUGUCGAAAUCUCGAGCAGCGGAUACAAGUAUGCAGCUCUUGCAAGUGCUCUUGGAACUUUGACAUGGAAGAAGCCUAUGCAUUCUGAGUUUCAGCAGUUGGCAAGGGAGAGCGAGUAUGCUGCAUGGACCCUUGUCAAUGGCUAUGCUCUGAAUCAUGUCACCAUCUCCACUCAUCGGCUGAAAUCUAACUUGAGCCAGAUCAACAGUCUCAAUCGGUUCAUUGAAGAGAACGGCUUCAAAUUGAACUCUGAGGGUGGUCUCCUGAAAGUGAGCCCUGAUGGUCUUCUGCUGCAGAGCUCCACUGUUGCAGAUUCAAUGCCUUUCCGAUUUUCUGAUGGUGCUGUUGAACCAGUCCCUUGUUCCUACAUUGAGUUCGCAGAACGCCUUGUCUUGCCGCAGUACAAGAAUCUUCCAAAUGAUGAGGUUAAGGAGUUUCACAGGCGAGACGGGUUUGAGGUUGGAAAUGCUGAUAAGAUCUUUGAAAGCACAUCUCAAGAGCAAGUAACAAGAGCUGCAUGAGAAACAGUUCCAACUGCAAAUAUAAAAGGAUUUGGUCCUCCAACUGGUUAUUAUGGCCCUCAAGCAUCUGAAGGCUGCUUUACCUUCUUCUCUUGAUAAUUGCCUAGAAUAAAUGGUUUUAGCCUCUCAUUGUGAAAAUGCCUCCAAUGUAAUACAGUAAUCACAGUUGUCUGGACAGACUUCGUGUAUCCUAGUAGUUGAAAGAUGGUUAGCUGGAAACAAUGCCA